Hyaloscypha bicolor E is the source of this 1490-nucleotide messenger RNA. RefSeq lists its product as uncharacterized. The transcript is spliced from 10 exons. The record is from RefSeq and is a predicted model, not a curated record. The annotation marks the transcript as partial. Lineage: Eukaryota; Fungi; Ascomycota; Leotiomycetes; Helotiales; Hyaloscyphaceae.
AUCAACCCGAAGGAGCCCCGGCACCAUCGGACCAGAAGCUUUCGAGAGUCACUCACUCCACUGCAUAGACUCUUCCCAACCACCUGUAGAAGGCGGACGGAAUCUGGCCCACCAUCAAGCCCGGUUUACGGGAAUUUGUCUUGGACGAAUCGUCCCGUCGGGCAGGACGAAUCAUGCUCCCACUUGGCGGCUUCUCAGGCACACAACUUGUUUUUCGUCACUACCAAUCAGCCACAGACUGCUGUGCGUUGUCGAGUCUUGUGCGGCUCGUUCCGGACUUUCCUGUGGAUUCUGCCGAAUCUGCCUGGGCUUGUCAUCCGAUGCAGACUCACCGUGGAGAUAAACCAGGGUCCUGCGGAUCUUUCGAGUCCGCUGGGACCGCGGCAGGCCCUCUGCAAGCCGCUGUCACGGCCUGCCAAUGCAAGUGUCGCUCCUCUAGGAACGCAACUUUACCAGCACCGAAUGCGAUAGUGCAGACGAUCGCACAAGCUACUCCAGAUACUGGUUCAAACAGCGGGUGCUCUUCUUGUUACCCGGGUCCCAAGGGGAAUUGCAACACAGAUAGUUGCAGUGGCUGUCUAGUGUGCCAAACAGGGUGCAUUCCCUCGACGGUGAUCUCGUGGAGCACCACCACAUGUUAUUCAAUCCUCUACUCGACAAUAUGGACAACAGACGUGGAAUACCACGCCACGACGGUUGACCAUUAUGAGACGGAUUACAAGACCGACUAUGAAACUCGCUGGGAGACCGACUUUGAAACGGACUACAAGACGGAAUACCAGACGGAAUACCAGACGGACUACAAGACGGACUACCAGACGGACUACCAGACGGACUACAAGACGGACUAUCAGACGGACUAUGAGACAAAAACAGCCUACGAGACCGACUACGAGACAAAAACUGAUUAUCAGACGGACUACGAAACCAAAACAGCCUACGAGACCACAUACGAGACCGACUACAAGACUGAUUACAAGACUGCAACGGACUAUGUGACUGACUACAAGACUGCAACAGACUAUGAGACUGACUACAAGACGGUGACCGAUUAUGUGCCCACCACGGAAAGUGAUUUUGUCACUGUUGACGUUCCGACCACGGUGGAUGUGCCGUCGCCUUAUCCCACCACGGAAACGGAUUUUGUUACUGUCGACGUCCCGACCACGGUGGAUGUGCCGUCGCCUUAUCCUACUACGGAAACUGAUUUUGUCACUGUUGACGUCCCGACCACGGUGGAUGUGCCAUCGCCUUAUCCUACUACGGAAACUGAUUUUGUCACUGUUGACGUUCCGACCACGGUGGAUGUGCCGUCGCCUUAUCCUACUACGGAAACUGAUUUUGUCACAAUCGACGUUCCUUCGCCAUACCCCACCACAGAAACCGAUUUUGUCACCAUUGACGUCCCCUCGCCUUACCCGACUACCGUGGAUAUCACGAUUGAUGUUCCAACGACGGUGGAUCACUCUUUCACUGACACGGUCUCAGUG